Molecule: messenger RNA, 1284 nt
Organism: Nanorana parkeri
Lineage: Eukaryota; Metazoa; Chordata; Amphibia; Anura; Dicroglossidae
Gene: GLA
Product: galactosidase alpha
Exons: 7
Coding region: 19-1257 (412 amino acids)
Biological process (GO): oligosaccharide metabolic process; glycoside catabolic process; glycosylceramide catabolic process
Cellular component (GO): cytoplasm
Molecular function (GO): alpha-galactosidase activity
Source: RefSeq, a predicted model, not a curated record
GUGACUCUCAGAAAGACAAUGGAGCCGCCUGUGUUGAAACAUUUGUUGCCUGCGAUCAUUCUGGGCUUCGUAACAUACCCCCCGGAGGUGCCCGGACUGAAGAAUGGCCUGGCGCUCACCCCCCCGAUGGGCUGGUUACACUGGCAAAGGUUCAUGUGUCAGACCGACUGCAAAAACUAUCCCACCUCUUGUAUCAAUGACCAGCUCUUCAUGCAGAUGGCUGACAUAAUGGUGUCCAAUGGAUGGCUGAAGGCGGGAUAUAAAUAUCUGUGCAUUGACGACUGCUGGCUGGCUCCACAAAGAGACAAAAACAACAGACUCCAGGCCGACCCCGACCGAUUUCCAGGAGGCAUCAAGAAACUCGCCGAUUACUUACAUGAUCGCGGCCUGCUGUUUGGAAUAUACCAAGACGUGGGCACGAAAACCUGCGCCGGAUAUCCAGGAAGUCAAGAUUUUUACGAGUUGGACGCGCAAACGUUUGCAGAUUGGGGGGUGGACCUACUCAAAUUUGAUGGAUGUAAUUGUGGAACUCUGGAAGAGUUGGAAGAUGGGUAUCGUCGUAUGUCUAUUGCACUGAACCGUACUGGGAGGAAUAUUGUGUAUUCCUGUGAAUGGCCGCUGUAUGCUCGGCGUGAAACACAGGUUAACUAUACGGAAGUUGCUGAAUACUGCAACUCGUGGAGAAAUUUUGACGAUAUUGCAGACUCGUGGUCAAGUGUGAAGACUAUCAUGGAUUUCACCGCAGCUUUCCAAGAUAGGCUGGUGCCUGCAGCUGGUCCGGGAGCUUGGAACGACCCAGACAUGCUUGUUAUAGGUAACUUUGGAUUGAGUUGGAAUCAGCAAGUCACACAAAUGGCUCUUUGGGCAAUCAUGGCUGCACCUUUAUUAAUGUCCAAUGACUUGAGAGACAUAAGCCUAGAGUCUACAGCUCUCCUUCAGAACCAAGAGGUCAUCGCCAUCAAUCAAGAUCCUCUGGGAGUACAAGGAUACAGGUUACUCAUGGCGGAAUCUUUUGAACUGUGGGAGAAACCCCUUGACGGUGGAUCUUUGGCCAUCUCGGUAACAAACCGCCAAGAAAUAGGUGGCCCCCGUUAUUUUCCACUGCUACGAGCCGUACUAUGGAAAGGGCUCGCUUGUGACACUUGCUACGUGACGCAGUUGCUUCCGACGCGCUUUGAAUAUGGCUAUUUUAACUCCUCUCGUGCCUUGCCACUGCUGGUGAACCCAUCGGGAACCGUGCUGCUGAGGCUGGAGUAAGGAAAAGCAAGAGCUUCUUAAAAGCCC